Jatropha curcas is the source of this 1872-nucleotide messenger RNA. The record is from RefSeq and is a predicted model, not a curated record. NCBI's taxonomy places the organism in Eukaryota, Viridiplantae, Streptophyta, Magnoliopsida, Malpighiales, Euphorbiaceae.
AUUAAUUCAAGAACAAUUUAACUAUAGAGAGAAAAGAAUUGAAAUAUGGAUUCAGUUGAGCAGACACCGCUUUUGGAGGAUGGACUUCUCGAAGAGAACAAAAGCAAGGAGCUUUACACUGGUGAUGGCUCAGUUGACCUUCAUGGAAAUCCUGCCCUUAAGCAGAAUACUGGAAAUUGGAGAGCUUGUCCUUUUAUUUUGGGUAAUGAAUGUUGUGAACGGUUGGCCAAUCAUGGCAUCUCCACCAAUCUUGUUACUUAUCUUACUAAUAAGCUGCAUGAAGGAAAUGUGUCUGCUGCAAGAAAUGUUUCCACCUGGGCAGGCACUUGCUAUAUUACACCCCUUAUUGGAGCUGUCCUCGCUGAUGCUUGCUGGGGAAGAUAUUGGACAAUAGCUGCUUUCUCCACGAUCUACUUUAUUGGAAUGUGUACCUUAACACUCUCAGCAUCAAUUCCUGCAUUAAAGCCAGCUGAAUGUGCCGGUUCUUUAUGCCCUCCUGCGACUCCAGCUCAGUAUGCAGUAUUCUUCUUUUGUCUCUAUCUAAUUGCACUUGGGACAGGUGGUAUCAGGCCAUGCGUUGCAUCCUUUGGGGCUGACCAGUUUGACGACACUGAUCCUAAGGAAAGGGUGAAGAAGGGAUCUUUCUUCAACUGGUUCUACUUUUCUAUCAAUAUUGGUGCUCUUGUAUCAAGUAGUUUACUGGUGUAUAUUCAAGACAAUGCUGGGUGGGGUCUGGGAUUUGGAAUUCCUGCAGUAUUUAUGGCCAUUGCUAUAGGAAGCUUCUUUUCAGGCACUCCUCUCUACAGAUUUCAGAGACCGGGAGGGAGUCCUAUCACAAGGAUGUGCCAAGUUUUGGUUGCAUCAUUCCAUAAGCGGAAUAUGGAGGUACCUCAAGAUAGCAGUCUACUUUAUGAAACACCAGAAGGAAUCUCUGCCAUCGAAGGAAGCAGAAAAUUGGAGCAUAGCAAUGAAUUGAAGUGCCUCGAUAAAGCUGCUGUAAUUUCAAAUGUUGAGGCCAAAAGUGGGGAUUUCUCAAACCCAUGGAGACUUUGUACGGUGACACAGGUAGAGGAAUUGAAGAUUUUGGUGCGCAUGUUCCCAAUCUGGGCCACUGGAAUUGUUUUUUCUGCAGUCCAUGCCCAAAUGUCUACAAUGUUUGUGGAACAAGGGAUGUUGAUGGACACAAAAGUUGGUUCUUUCGCCAUUCCUCCCGCCUCCUUAUCGACAUUUGAUGUUGUCAGUGUUAUUUGCUGGGUGCCGAUCUACGAUAGGUUCAUUGUUCCAAUUGCAAGGAAGUUCACAGUUCCAAUUGCAAGGAAGUUCACAGGCAAGGAGAGGGGCUUCUCUGAGUUGCAACGAAUGGGCAUUGGCCUUUUCAUUUCAAUAUUCUCCAUGUCUGCCGCUGCCUUGGUAGAGAUUAGGCGCCUGCAGCUUGCUAAAGAGCUUGGGUUGGUUGAUGAGAGUAUUGCUGUGCCAAUUAGCAUCUUUUGGCAAGUCCCUCAAUACAUGCUAAUAGGUGCUGCAGAGGUCUUUACAUUCAUCGGUCAGCUUGAAUUUUUCUACGAACAAUCUCCAGAUGCGAUGCGGAGUUUAUGCAGUGCAUUGUCGCUUCUGACAACAUCGUUGGGCAAUUAUUUUAGCUCUUUUAUUCUUAAUGUGGUUACAUACUUCACAACUAAAGGUGGGAAUCCGGGAUGGAUUCUGGAUAACUUGAAUAAGGGCCAUCUUGAUUAUUACUUCUGGCUCUUAGCUGGUCUCAGCGUCUUGAACAUGCUUGUCUACAUUGUCUGUGCCAAGAAAUACAAAAAGAAGAAGGCCUCCUAAGAUUUUUACAAGGGGAUAGUAUGGUAAGUAAGUUGUAAUCAUAUGCAG